Hippoglossus stenolepis (Pacific halibut) is the source of this 1654-nucleotide messenger RNA. It is a transcript of the gene coq4, whose product is annotated as coenzyme Q4 homolog (S. cerevisiae). The transcript has 7 exons. Gene Ontology annotation, cellular component: mitochondrion; mitochondrial inner membrane. The coding region runs from base 68 to 898 and encodes 276 amino acids. Lineage: Eukaryota; Metazoa; Chordata; Actinopteri; Pleuronectiformes; Pleuronectidae. Gene Ontology annotation, biological process: ubiquinone biosynthetic process. The record is from RefSeq and is a predicted model, not a curated record.
UGCUGCCCCCGGAGUACAAAACGAGCGCACCGUGCCCCCCUCCACGCAUGCGCAGUGGCGGUUCACCAUGUGGCGGAGUGUUAGUAAGCGUCUCCACCGGUUGACUCAGCGACAUCAUGGUUUGAUCUCGAAAGUGUCUGUCCAGCAGCUGUGCAGCAGCAGCAGCAGUGGGUUUACAGAUGGCUGCUUUGAUGGGCUGUACACUGGACACAUUCCCACCACCCCCAUCCAGAAAGCCCUGCUGGCCGUUGGGUCAGGUGUGGCUGCACUACAGGACCCCUACAGACAUGACAUGGUGGCAGUGCUCGGAGAGACGACGGGACACCUAGCAUUGUUAAAUCUCAGGGACAGGAUGAGAAAUGACCCUGAAGGCCACACAAUCCUAACAGAACGGCCCAGGAUCCGGCUGUCCACGCUUGAUCUGACCACGAUGGCCUCGCUGCCCGAAGGCUCCUUUGGGAGAGAAUACCUCCGUUUUCUGGAGGACAACCACGUGACCCCUGACUCGAGGGCAGACGUGAGGUUUGUGGACAAUGAGGAGCUCGCCUACGUCAUGCAGAGAUACAGAGAGGUCCAUGAUUUGUUGCACACCUUACUGGGCAUGCCUACAAACAUGCUGGGCGAAGUGGCAGUAAAAUGGUUCGAAGCCGCUCAGACCGGGCUUCCCAUGUGCGCCCUCGGAGCUGUGCUGGGGCCACUUCGGCUAAGCACAAGCCGUUUGCAGACGCUGUUCACGUCUCUGGGGCCCUGGGCGCUUCAGAAUGGUCGGCGGGCCCGAUGCGUCCUCAGCGUCUUCUACGAGAGACGGUGGGAGCAGAACCUCGAAGACCUCCGGCAAGAGCUCAACAUCGACCCGCCCCCCGUUAUACCGAGUGCACCCAAGCAGAGGAGCACCUGAGGAAAAAGUCCAGGAAUCACCUGCCAAAAGACUUUUAAACAGCAGAAAACCCAUAAAUAUUUGAAGUGUGACUGUGACACUGGAAGUUUUAAUAUGAUCCACUGAGGAAAUGUCCCACUUGACAAACACUGGCUUGUUCCUUUUUACAUUACAGAUUUAUCUGCCUUGGCAUCAAGUCAUUUUGAGUGAAGCCAUUCUAGCUGAUGGACAUCUUUGUGAUUUCCAGAUGCUGGUGGACAGCAGGUCUAAUUCAACAGGCCGCACCGAGUCACCAUCUGUUAUUGAGAAUUCAUUUUUGUUUUCAGCAUUGAAAUUAAUUUAAAAACUGAGUGAUCUGCAAUUAUGCACUUACCCAUAUACUGUAUUCAGCUUGGAAAUAUAAUGUUAUUGCUAUAGUUUUAUAAUUUAUGGCAAUAAUUGGCCAGAUGUGACAUGUUUUCCUCUUUAUUACAGUUAUCGAUUUAUUGAGAAACCGAAAAGUUUCCACCUGCAGUUGUGCAAACAGCAGUUGGUGGGAAACGAGCAGAUGCAGCUGCCUCUGUUAUCUUUUGACUCACUAUGUUGUCAAAUCCUGUGCUGUGAAUAAACUGGGCUUUCCUUUUUUACAGUAGUAAUGUGUACAAAAUAGGAUCCUUAAAAAACAGGGUCUGUCAAGACAACCUUUAAUUUAUCUACUUAAAAGCAGCACUGAAAUUUCUUUGCGAUUGUUAAUUUCACAGCUCAGAAAAUGUGAGCUAUUAAACACUGCACAAUGGG